Molecule: messenger RNA, 15278 nt
Organism: Pocillopora meandrina
Lineage: Eukaryota; Metazoa; Cnidaria; Anthozoa; Scleractinia; Pocilloporidae
Source: the annotation of a GenBank genome assembly
AUGGCCUUAUUCUAUUCUGUAAAAGUUGUAUAUAUUUUAUCUCUAGUUAGCUUUAAAUUUGCACUUUGCCAAGAUAAGUAUUCUGAUCCAUCGAAUUCUCGCCAUGAAAGCUGUUCUGCUAACGACCAUGCUUGUAAACGACGAGAGAUUGAUGAUGGUGUUAACGAAGGUCCCACAUUUGUCGGGCGAACCGGAUUAACACGACUUGACGGGGUGAAGGUAAGUGACUUAAACUGUAAAUCGGAAGUUGUCACGAUCUAAGUUUAAUCUUUCUUGUGGCCUUCUUUGGAUGAGCCAUUCCUCAAUUAAAAAAUUUUUUAAUACGUGAAAUCAGUCGGCGGACUUCAACCUUUCACAUCUUACUUUUAAAAUAUAAAUUCUCAUCACUGAUGGUUAUAUUUUUCUCUCGACGUUCGCUCUGAGAAUUUGGUAUCGAAUCAAACUAACAGUUGGUGAUUCAAUUCUUCUCACUUGUUUGCUUUGCUUUGUUUAACUUUAGGAGAAAACCAAUGUUGACAUCGUUGUUAGUAAAGAAUUUAUGGUUAAAGUAACCACGUUAUAUGCUAAAUAAUCUCUCAAAAGAUAAAAAAAUACUACCGUUCAGUGUUUUGUUCGAGGGGAGAGUGUUUAUUACUUAUUUGAACAACAAUCAAUCGCAUUUAUUUUAUGGAUGACCAAUAAAAGAUAAACCAGUUCCGGCCGAUUAAAAAAAUUUUCCUCAAACUUAGAUUUUCUUUGAUUUCGUCAGGUUGGUCACGUUGAGGAAGUUGAUUUAGGAGAUUGUCACAGAAAUCGAAUUACGAGGGCGAUGAAACCUCUGUUAUUUGGUAAGGUGUAUGCCACAGGAUGGAUCAGGUCUUUGUUUCUCGGAUAAGGACGAAAAGCUGUAGGCCCUGUCUCCUGCAUCUUCUCUGUACUGGUUUGCAGGGAACGUUAAAGAACCCACACACUUCUCUCAAAGAGUAGGGAACGUAGUUCCCGGUGCUGUUUUCUGGCCUUGUUUCUGAAAUUGGGGGCAUCUGCAAAAUUUACCUGUCAAAAAACUGUAAAUUUCUCAAGGCAGUCUGGCUCAAAUUCCCACGCAAAGUGUUGUAAAGCGCCAUGAGCUAAAUGGAUAAGUAAAAGUAAAGCCUUUAUACGGGCCCAAGUGGCCCAUGGGGCCGGCGGCUUAACUCCGGUUUCCUUAGCAUGAAGCGGCUAGGAGUAUUGCUAUUCCCCCCUGGAUGGGAUGUUAGUCCAUUGCAGGGUUACCCCAGCACAUUUGCUGGUACCCAUUUGUACACCUGGGUGAAGAGAAGCACUGUGAGAGUAAAGUAAAAGCCUAAGAACACAACACAAUGACCACGACCAGAGCUCGAACCCGGACCACUCGAUCCGGAGUCGAGCGCACUAACCACGAGGCCACCGCGCCUCCACUAAAAAUGGGUAAGACGCUAUAAAAAUCCUUCAUUAUUAUUAUUUAUUAUAAUUUGAUUUUUUUUCUUGUGACUAGGACAAGAUUCAACCGAUCUUGCGUACCUAAAUGGUUGUUUUCACCUCGGAGAGCUCAAAUUCCUAUACAACAGUUUAUAUCUUACCUUAAUCUUUUCCUUUUCGCACAUAAGCCAGUAAGAACGCACAGUGCGUGAGCGAUCUGCACUUCGCUACUCCGCCUUCGAGAAGCUGACUUUGCAUUCUUCACUCAGUAAUGCAAAUAUAGAUAUUAAUUCAAUUGAAAUACCUGGUUUAUUUUCUUUUUGUGUUGGUGUUUUAUUGUUAUUUUGUUUUUGUUUUUGUUUUCGCCAGAAAUACCACAUUUUUUAACCAAUGAAGAAUGUGACUACAUAAUAAAGCUAGCUGAAAACAAUGGCCUGUUAUCAAGUACAGUUAGGGGAGGUCUUACGACAGAAAUAGAUUUAGAAAUACCGAAAAUUGAACGUAAGUAGUUCACGAUAAGGUUAUAAGGUUUCUAAUAGAUUAAGCAGCCUAAUAAAUGAGUGCAUCACUGGACUCUCUCCAGAAAACAACCGUAAAUUGGCCUCGAUGAGCGCGCAAUUGGGCUGUGACAUUAAAUUUUUGGUCAUGUAUGGCUCGAACACCUUUUCAACCCAAACUGGAAGGAAAUAUUAAGUAACCCACAUGACUUUUUUAGGAAGGUGUGGAACGUAGUCACUUUUACCAUCGUCUCAUCGUUUGGCCUAUUUCACGGGCGUUUCAUGGAGCGGGCCAUAGGUGUCUUCACAACACUCAUUGGAACCUUUUAUGUGCACCAUCUAUUUACCAGUUAUCAAGUUCACCGCAAUAAAGGUGAAUAAUGGUAGAUAUUUACCGACCUGCUGGUAAGAAGCGUGGAAAACCUUCAAAAUUUUCUCACCGAUACGGCUGUGGUGAAAGUCAAUUACAACACCCUCCAGAAGACACGCAUGACAGAAUUUUACUUGAGUCCAAAUUCUGGUUAUGACAUUGACUAUGUUUUUUUCAACUAUCUCAGAUGGCAAAGCCCAAGAUGUAGCGGGAAUCUUUGGUGCUUGGGACAUAAAUAAUGACCGAAGAAUUACAGUGGACGAGGUAUGAAAACAAACAACAACAUCAACAACAACAACAACAACAACAAAAUUAAUUUCACAUUUCAUUCCAUCAAAACGUAUAGUCAGCACCUUUUCUCGUGAGAGUAUAGAGCGAUAAUUGUAGCCUCUGUUUUCUAUGGCAUAUAUUACUUGUCAUGUCGUCAUUGCUUCGCGUCAUGUCAUGCGCUACAUGUCAUGUCAUUUUCAUAAGUUUUCCAUGUCACUUUAGCUCAAGUUUUUUUAGUUGGAUUCCUUCUCUCGUGACAUCUUAGUUAAUAUAAGUUUUGUGUCUCAUGUAGACCUCCCAGACCACGGUACACUCGGAAGCGACCAUAUGUAUCUCCUUGUCUUAAAGUCGUCUUAACAUAUAGAAUUAUUGUUGAAUUUUUGUCUUUAGGUAAUCGAGUUCGGAAAGAAAUAUAUUUACGCCGUCUUCAACGAAGAAGAUUUAAUGGAGUUGUGAGUCAUUUUCUUAUACCCUUAACUACAGACAGUAAAUUAACGUUGGGCUGUAUUACUUUAAAGAGCACCUUUGAUAACAAUAAAUAGUAUUUAUUAUCUCACAACUUAUGAUUUAUUAUCUAAUGUACCACAGACUUCACAAGGUGAACGUUACCGAGUUAGACGAUGGUAAGUUUCGCUCGUUCUACCAGCCUGCUUUUUUAAGCUAAGCUGCUUUUUUCGCUCUGACGAAGGGCUAACGCUCGAAACGUCAGCUUUCAAUUAAACUUCAAUCAAAGGUGGCCAAUUUAGGUUAUCGACUCAGUUGAUAAUACCAAAUUGCCUUGUUAUACUCUCCCACCGACGCAGCUACACUGUUUCUUUAGAAACUACUAGCUUUAUGCUUUUUAAGCGUCUGUUAUUUAUCUUGUCUCUGCACAUGCAUGCACUUUGCCCAAGAUAGCCAGGCGUUCCUUUCCACUAUGCCAUUUUCAAGUCUUUGUAUAUUUAUUAUGUCUCUGAAGAAAAAACAAAUAUUAGGAAAGCAUUGUGUAAGUUGAUAACGUCCUAAGUUAUGAGAGUUAAGGCUGCACUUAAAGUUCUCAAGGAUAUCAGGUCUGCAGAAAAGAAAUCAUUAAGAUCUUCUCUAUACGGACAUGCGCUUAUGCAAGGCUCAAGUAAAUUUAUUAAAAAAUAAUUAAAUUUUCUGAAUUUAACUCUAUUUUACCAAAGAAAAUUAUGGUUCAUCAUUUUCUCUUGACGUUACAAGGAAACAAACAUAUUAUUAUUAGUGAAUUCUCGUCUCCAAACGUGAAUACUUGACGACACGAUUCAAAGCGUGUGCGCAAAAGCUACCCCGAGCUUGACUUGAAAUGUAACGUUUUUUCUUUUUCAGGAGUAAUCACGCCUGAAGAGUUCGAGAAUAUGAAUAGUCGAGGGGCUGACACUAUAAUGGCACAUGCAGGAAAAACUCAUCCUAAAUACAGGGCUCGCUAUAGUUAUCAGACCUUUUUGAACCAGAGAUACCUCAAAGAUCCUACCUUAGAUAGAAUCAUUGAAAGGUAUGAUUAAUGAGUAGAGCAUUUUUCGAUUGAUUCUUUAAAUCAAAGCCAUGGUAAAGAGGCCCAGAUAGCAGCAGAUAUGUCACGAAUUGAAGAAAAUAUGCGACAUUCUUUAAAAACAUGUUUCGACAGUUCUUCUGUCAUCUUCAGUUCUGAUUUAUACAAAGUACAAAGUUGAAAUUAAAUUGUAUAACAAGAAUAAUAUUUGUCCAAUGAGCGUUUUGUUAUGUUCUUUAAAUUCAACUUUGUACUUUGUAUAAAUUAGAACUGAAGAUGACAGAAGAACUGUUGAAACAUGUUUUUAAGAAUGUCGCAUAUUUUCUUGAAGCCAAAGUAAUCACAACGGAUGAUCUGAAAAAAGGUAAAUACCCUAAGGAACCAAUGAGAACACAAAGUAAAACCGACCAAACUUCUUAAAGCGUGGGAAAGCGCGAGCGACCAAGUCGUGACUGGUUUUAGUCUUGCAUCUGAUUGGUUGACAGAAUGGCGCGAGUUUUCUGGACCAUACGUAGAGCGAAGUAAAACAAAAGGAAAGCAAACCCAGAUUGUUUUUGACACUAAUAAAUACAUGCGUAAAAGACAAUAGAUAAUGUUUGGAUGGAUUGAGGGAUGGAUUAGUAUUCUAACUGACUACUCUAAUCUCACUUGCCUCCCGUUGCCUUAUCGAUUUCCCAUUUCCGAAACCAGACACAAUGCAUGUAUACGACCUAUCAGACAGUAUUUUAAUUUUCGUGAUUCUUUUCCUAGAGUAAUUAAGUUAACAAAGCUUCCAAGAGAAAUCAUUUAUGGAAGUGAAAGACUCCAGGUGAGAAUAAGUUUGAGAUAAACUUUCUAUCAGUUUUAGAGUAUAAUCAUUUAUAACAUCUUGGGAUGUCCAUGAAUCGCAACCUUUCGAAUGCAUACAGCGAGUCCUCUUCAUUUCUAGUACAAGUGAACUUAGAUAAAAAAAAAUGCUGGAGGUAACGUGCAACAAAUUAAACUGGCAAACUUUUUACCCACUUUGUGCUUUAGAAACCAGAAGAGUACGCAGGUGUCCAUAUGAGACCAAAAUGCAGACUUUACCUUUAACAGAACUCAUUUCAUUGCUCGUCACGUGUCCUUUCAGGUUGUUUAUUAUGAUAAAAAUGGUCAUUACCACGCUCAUUAUGAUUCUGAAACUCACCUGAGGACCGACGUCCCUUGCUGCCAUCAACAACAUGAAGUGGAUAUGUUGAGCUUUGAGAAUCCUUGCAGGAUUUGCAGGUUAGAUGUUCUGCCUUAUAUGUAUUCACGGAAAAAGUAGUUAGUGUCUAAAAUGACUGAAGAGUCUCACUUAUGCGUGAUCAGUUAGUUAUGGACCAACCAAUUGAGCAAAAAUGAAAGCCUUCUGAAAACAUACUCCGAGCCUUACUUUACUCCAUGAUGCCCCGCUCUACUUUUGAUAACUUAGUUUGACUUUUUUUUUUAAACAACUUCUACUGUGCUUGAGUAUUAUUGCCUCUCAAUUCUGUUUUGGCCAGUGAAGAUUGACAUUAAUGAUCGUCAACGGUAACUAUCAUCUCGGAAAUUUCGAGUCCCAAAUUUUGUUAAAACGGUUAAAGCAAAGCUCCCGCUGUUGUAAAAUUAUGAAUAUGACACUCGACCAGUAAGAGCGAGUCUAAGCUUCACGGAGCUUCAAUGAAUAAGUUUACUUUACAAGCCAUGAAAAUUGCCUGAUAUUUUCUCCUCUCUUAGGUACAUUACCAUUCUAUAUUAUCUUAAUGACGUGGAAGGUGGAGGUGAAACAGCCUUUCCUGUUGCAGAAAACGAAACCUUAAAUUUUGAGGUAGGCGAUGAAUUAAAAAAAAAAUGAGGAACUUAGGAGAUGACAAGACUUAUCAUGUGACCGUGAGACCCCGCGUGCGCAAACCCAAAGAAAACCAUAGUGAAAGCUGGGGUCGGACGGAUCGUCGUAACUCAGUCUCUUGCUUUGCAAAUAGAAUUCUAUAACAUUGACAUAAAUCGAUCAAGGCUAAUGGUAACGUCUAUUUAUCUUUUCAACAGUACUUAAAAGACAGUCGCGGCACACUGGACUAUUUCAAUCUGAGUCACAACUGUCACGUGGGAAACUUAGUCAUCAAGCCUCGAAAGGGAACCGCUGUGAUGUGGUAUAAUCACUUUAUGGAUAAAGAGAGCGGAUGGCUGGGGGAGAUGGACCAGUAUAGUUUACACGGAGGAUGUGAUAUCACAAAAGGCGAAAAAUGGAUCGCUAAUAAUUGGAUCAGUGCUCCAUAUAAAGAUUCAGCUCACAUUCGAAGCUCGUGGCUGAAUUUUUACAUAUAAGACCAACAUACAUGGACUUGCAGGUUGAAAGGACUCGUGGGAAAUAGGAAAUUGGGAACUGGUCAUUAUUUAUCGCCUGGGGUGGAGUAACCCUUCCCCCCUUCAUUAACAGUUAAUAGGAAGCCAAUUGCCUGUUGGCGACGACUAAUCCCUCGUCUGUUACCCUUGAAAAACAAGUGAUGCCCCGGCAUAAAAAACCCCCAACCGCUUUUCCCCGGCGAAGAAUAAUAGCUUGGCCUUUAGAUGAAAUCUCCACAAGCUAAAAUUGAAGGAAUGAUUCAGAACAAACCAUAUAAACUCAGUAGCAUUCUAUGCAGACUUUUCAGGAUGUAGAUGUUUUUACAACUUUGAGUUUUUCAGUUUUUAAGUUUUCUAAUUCUAGGCUUUGAAGAUUAUUUUCAUGGAAAUUAAUUUUAGAUACACUCUAGCUCUCUUUGAUUAUAUAAAAUAUUUUCUUAGAAUUGAUAUGAAAAGAAAAGGGAAGAAUUUGAAAUAAAUUCAAGCAACAUAAAGGCUGAAAGAGGUUACGUGUAUAAUCUUUACUUCUGCCUAAGCUCUAUUACACUUUAUAUUAAAGUUGGAAUAUAACGCGCGCUGUCUUUGGUUGAAAGAACGUACUCUGUAAGAGUACAAAACACGAAGCUGAGCUAAAGCUGUCAUAUCAUCUACUGCAAUAUGUACCAUGUCUGACUACUUCCCGAAAUUCUCAUCUUUUUUUCACUAAUUGAAAGUGAAAUUUCGGAAAAAGGGAGCCGACACUAAGUAGCAACAGAAGAACCAAACAAAGGUUUGUAAACAUGCCAACAUUAACGCGCCAAAUUCAAACUCUCACUAAACAAGCUACUUUUUUACUAUAUAGAGACUCAGCGAGCCCGGUUAGCUCAGUCGGUAGAGCAUCAGACUUUUAAUCUGAGGGUCAUGGGUUCAAGUCCCAUAUCGGGCGAGAUCUAAUUUUGUCCUUUUGUUGUCAACCGUUCAUUUCGCUAUCGAGGAAAAGCUAGUCUUAAUGUACAGAAACCAGCACGACAAAUUCCAUCUUGGUCCUACCGAGGAACGCUCAUUUUUUCAAAUUCCGACAGGUUGUCGUCCCCUUUUUAAACGAAAUAGAGUUACUGAAUCCCCUUCAAUACAUUAUGAUUUUGAAAGCGAACGAGGAUAGUUGGAUCGCUGCCGAUCCCAAGCUCGUGGCCGAGUUGUUACUUACUAAAACCUUUGCAUUCCCGAACUCCAUUAACUCAGGAAUGGACACUAUGAGAUUAAACGAUAUCUAAACAAUUAAAACCUGAAGGAGCUAUCCAGAAUAAACUAAAUUCAAUUUAAUACUAAUUCUAGGCUAAGAAAAUUAUCAUUAUGGGAAUUAAUUCAAAUCUAUUCUCGCUUUCUUAGGUUAUGUAAGACGUUGUCUUUUUUUUCGCGGUGGCAAUGUUGCAUGUUCUUCAGUGCGGUUUUUUUUCUUGAAUAAUUCAAUCUAAAACGAAAAGAAGCCGAAAGGGAUAUCAUCGCCACAGAUCCAGAUCAUCUUGAAAUCCAUAAAACUGGGAAUGACCAAUGAUUAACUGUUAACAGAAUAUUCUUCUGAACUGAAGGUUUGACUUGAAGGUCCUUCCUCUAUCGACUAAUCAAAUAAUUGACAGAAUACUUAGUAUGUCAUACAGCUCAGUUGCUAAAGCUGAGACAUCAUUUGACACAUUCAGACCCCUAAUUGUAAGUUAGAAGUGAAGUCGACCCAAUUUUCUGGUGCUAAUGACCUUACUUCCUGGUGCCUUUAUACGGUUAGGCCCUUUAUCUUUGUCCACUGGGUAGGUACUGUUUGUAAGUGUGAAACGCGAUAGCCACCUGUUACCUGAUUCAAGCUAAAAGCUUUAGGUUACAAGAUUUAUAGAUCGAGGCGUUAAGUCUGAAAUUUAAAUGAGUCAAACUGUUUAAUUUUUCACUAGUUUUAAUGGCUCAUCUCGAAUUUACAUUUGAGUUUCCAGUCAGUCUUAGAAUUACAGAGCCAUGUUAAGGGACUGAUCCACGUCUUGCAACAUACAUUGUCCAAAAAACACGAUUGAUUAAUAUUUAUGCUUCGGUGCGAGUCACGGGUGGCUUCAAACCACGGCUUUUAAAUAAAAAACUAAAUAAGAGAACUACUGUUUAUUCUCACAGCGAUAAACAAUGACCUUGUUUAGUCUUCGAUGGAAGUUUUGUCUCCUUUGCUCACUUUUAGCUUUGUCAGCUUACUGCGAAAAGAAGCCAAGUAAUCGAACAUAUAACGUUUGUAGGUUUGUACGGGAGGGACAAAGAUGCGAUUACAAAAAGUUUGAUUCAAGCGGAGAUGAACCAUGCAUUAUCGGAAGGAAGGCUGGUUUGACAAGAAUAAAUGGCGUUAAAGUAAGACUUGUGGUUUUAUUAAAUCUUCUUAAGUUCAUUUAUUCACUCCAUUACAAAAGGUGUCACAAUCUGCCAUAAGCUAACGAUCAUUGUAAUUAGGCUUUGAGGUUGCCCAUGCUCCUCAAUGCAUGUUGACAACCGAUCGAAAUGGUACGUAUGUUAUUUUUCCUAUUAGGUCAGCCAAAUUAACAUGCACAGGUAUAUAAUUCGUUCGGGAAUAAAGAAAAAGAAAAACAACUUGUGCGAAUUAGAAUUAUCAUUCUGUUUGUGAAUGCGUUCGUUCGAAUAUUCCCAUAAACACACUGACAAAAUAUCCCGUAAGUCAAGACAAUCUAUCGCUAAGUUACUUAGGCGAACUACGAUAAGACUAACAUUAUAGAGGGUGGUUACCGGUACUUUUUGGAAAUCACCAAAGCAAAAUUGAUCAAGCAGUGCUUCCGCGAAUUAUUCUUAGUAACACCAACUUGACUGAAAAAAGGCAGUCCAAACAAGUAGGGCUGUCCAAAUCCAUGAUUGCUCUUCCGAGAAGCGCUUGCCGCCAUCUUGGAAUGGCGCUGUCCACGCGGUACUUCGUUACGAGAAUAGUCGUAAUUGAAUCGGAUUCAUCGCUGCGAUCGGUGCGAUUUCUUUCCUUGGUUAAAACCUGACUGAAAAAAGGCAGUCCAAACAAGUAGGGCUGUCCAAAUCCAUGAUUGCUCUUCCGAGAAGCGCUUGCCGCCAUCUUGGAAUGGCGCUGUCCACGCGGCUCUUUCGUUACGAGAAUAGUCGUAAUUGAAUCGGAUUCAUCGCUGCGAUCGCUGCGAUUUCUUUCCUUGGUUAAAACUUCAUUGUAUAAUGUUUUUCGUUUCUUAGUUCCAAUAUUGGUUAUCAAAGAUAAACCCUGGAAGUUUUAACGAUCGUAGCGAAUAAAGUACAUGGAUACCACCUUAAUUUAAAACUCGCUCGAAGCUUUCCUGGCUGUCUUUGUUACAGUUGCUGUGUCUAGCCACAUUUAUUUUUCAGCUAUAACGCCCACAUAAAUAAAGUCAUAUUUUAAACGUAAAAUUUCGUCAUAGGUUGGUCACGUUGAAGAUGUUGAUCUUGGUGAUAUUGUGAGAAAGCGGAUUACAAAAGCUAUGAGGCCUCUUUUGUUUGGUAAGACUGCUCGAAAAAAAUUAUAUCUUACCGUAUGGUAUGGAUACUUGCAGGAGUUUUAUAUACCUGUUGGUGAUUUUCUUUCCUUUCGGCGGGAAACUUUUACCAUUAUUCUUAAUGGUGAUGAUUGUGAUAGGGUUAAUGGUAUUUGUAAGACUUUUACGACCUUUCACGCUGCACGGUUAUGGUCAAAGAACAAACGUUACAACGGCUUUACAGUAAUUCGCUGAUGAAACUUUAGAAGUGUUUGUAGGCUUUUGCAUGGCUUUGCCGUUAAUAAUUGUUGCUAAUGAUUAGGAACUGUGGUCGGUGACCAGGUUUACUGGCAUGUUUUCAUCUCUUCAUUUCCAGAAAUUCCCAAUUUUCUGUCUGAGGAAGAGUGUGGCCACAUGGUUAAUCUUGCGGAAAGAGAACGCUUUGUUACCAGUACAGCUAAGGGAGGACUACAGUCCUGGAGUGAAUUUGAAAUCCCUGACAUCAGAAGUAAGAUACGAGCCAGUGAUUUCAAAGGGAACAGAGGAAUUGCAUAUGACUGUAUUUUCAGCUAAACUCACCGUGCAACUGCAAUGUAACUUGACCUUAUUGAUAACUGAUGCGUCCACUGUGCACAGUGCACUUCUAAAUCAAAAAUAAAGUCAAUUCCAAGUCUCAUACUCUGAUGCCAGCGUUGGAUAUUUUCAUUUCAACAAGAACUAUUCCGUGAGCCCGGUUAGCUCAGUCGGUAGAGCAUCAGACUUUUAAUCUGAGGGUCAUGGGUUCAAGUCCCAUAUCGGGCGCACUUAAUUUUUGUUGUCAACCCUUCCUUUUAUCAUUGAUGGAAAGCUGGUCGUACCUUACGGAAGUUUCGCUCAUUAUUAGGCAGCUUCGUUCAAUGUUUUGCGGUAAAAUACAAUGUACCCAUGAUUAAUGAUUAUUCAUUGUUAAGAUUUUGAUCCAUGACAUAAAAUAUUUUAAAAUAUUUUGUUGCAGAUGGGCCAUUGCAUGUUGAUUAUUUUCAAUAUUUGGAUGGGGACAAAAAUGGAAAACUGACUAUCGAGGAGGUGGGUACAAAAUUAGACUUUUUAUGUAACCUGAGUAGCUAUAAGUUCCCCUCAAACUGCAUAUUUUUAGUCUUAUCGAUUUGCUGGCGUGCUUGUUUGCUUUCUUGCUUUUUCCUUCAUUUACUGUGAGUAAACGCUUUAAUCCAAGGAUAGUUUUUAUUUUCCUUUUCUUACAAUUUGUGGCCAACACGAUAACCUAAUGACUACAGUGCUGUAGUCGAAAGGUGCCUAGUCAAGAACCCUGGACGGGUCACUGCUGUAUUGUGUUUUUGGGCAAGACCGACCCCAGUAACUAGAAGGGUGCAUCACGCUAUCCAUAAGAUGAAUCUCCAUCCGAUGGAUAGCGCAGUGCCUUUUUUUCCUUUAUCCACUGGCCAGCGGUUGAUACGUUGGAUAGUGCUAUUAAACGGAACCUUAUGAAAUGCCGAGGGUAAACUGCAAUGGGCUGGUAUUUAAGUCAGAGAAAGGAGCAAUACUUUUAGUCCCUUCCUUUUUUUGAAGCCAGAAUAAGUUCAAGUCACAUGGGCAAUCAGAUCACUAAGCUCGCUUCUUUUUGAAUAUAUUUGAUAGGUGAUGACCUACGCUAAAACGUACCACUAUUUGGUUCUAACAAAAGAGGAGACCAUUGAAAUGUAAGGCUGAGUACAUGUGCUUGAACUUAAACUUGAAUUACUUAAGGUUCCACAAAAUAAACUCAGUGUGGAAAUGUUUGACACAUUUUGGUCGAUACAAUAUUGAGUUUAUGUUGGAAAAACAACCUCAGAAAAUCUUAGCAGUUUCCCUAAUCUUGAAAAUUUAAAGUGAAUGAUUAUUGAGUCAGAACAAAAUGCUCGGCAAGGUUUUAUUUAUCUUUCAUCAUUUCCUGUGCAGUUACCCGCUAAAAAAUGCCACUAGUUUUGGGAAUUUACUUUUCAACACAUACAAAUUUAAGUGAGCCCGGUUAGCUCAGACGGUAGAGCAUCAGACUUUUAAUCUGAGGGUCAUGGGUUCAAGUCCCAUAUCGGGCGCAUAAACUUUUCUUCCUUUUGGUUGUCUAUGUUGUUUUUUUGCCGGGGGGAGGGGGGGGGGAAACAGAGCAUAAACGGUGACUAAAGAACAUUUACUGCCAGUGAAGGGGGAUUAUUUCUGCAGAGUCUUAUGGGGGUCCUGGUAAAUUUUAUGUGACACAAACGAAAUCCUCCGACUUUCCAUCCCCUCCUCCCCCCCUUUCCGUGAUAAAUAACGACCGGUCCCUAAGCCGAGUUUGUUCUGUUUACAGGCUUCAUAAUGUGAAUAUCACGGAAUUAGACGACGGUAAAUAACUUUCUUAUACUAGGCACCUUGACUGAUUAUCUUUAUGAUUAAAAGGAUUUCAGUCAUUUCUCCAUUUAGUGCGUUAUGUUUUGAGGAAUUAACAUUGAAUAAAGAUAAAAUUCAAAUAGGGAUGAAGUAUAUUUAAGUGCGUCAAAGAAUAUUCGUUAAUAAAAAGUAGAAAUGGAUUGGAAACAGUCAUCAAGCGAGCUUGAGACCAACUGUGGAGUAAUUUUUAGGCGCAAGUGAUACACAGCGAUUCUUAUCGACCCACGGUAAACACUUAUCUAAUCUUCUUUUCUUUUAGGUAAUUUAAUGUUAACAACUGAGUUGAAAAUGUAAAUUGGCCACCGUAAAGAGUUUGAAGGCUGAAGUUUUGAGCGUUAGCCUUUCACCAGAGCGAUUGAAGGAAUUAUGGGUUGUGUGUGUGUUUAUAUGAAAUUGGUGGGAAUAUGGUGACGAGAAAACAAGAAUAAAUUAGUUGAAUGAAAAGCGCUCGUUGAUACCAUGGAGAUCUUCUUUGCUUUUGUUGCUCCUUGAUUAUUCGCACGAUCACUGAGUAAAAGUAUCACCUUUUCUCUCAGGAUUUGCUACAAUCGAUGAAUUCAAAACAAUGAAUUCCAUGGGGUUAACGGAUUUGAUGUCAGCAAUGUCUAUGUCUCACCCGCUUCACAGGCCACGUUACAGUGAUCAGACUUGGGUCAAUCAGAGAUCUUUGGGCGAUCCAGUUUUAAACAAAGUGAUAGAAAGGUAACGUUUUCACUUGAGCGUGGCAGAUCAGUGCUCCUAAUAGAUAGUCCAAACCAGGCGUCUUCUACAUUGGCUUUGGAUCAUGCUAAUUUUUAAAUUUUUAUAAACUACCAAUUUUACAGGUCUGAUAGAAGAAUCACGUGCAGUCAAAGAUCUCCUACUGCUUUCUACAGUAUGCCUUAAAAACGAGUUGUACCAAUCAUAGUUUCCUAGCUAUUCGAACAUACGGCUGAAGAAAUUUAGUUAAAAUCGAUUGCUGUCAUGUAUCAUCUACCAUGUCAUGUAUCAUAUAUUAUCUACCAUCUGUUCUUCAGAGUUAUAGAACUCACCAGACUCUCCCGAGAAAUCAUCUACGGCAGUGAGAGGAUUCAGGUAACAAACUGUCAAAUAAACAAUUUUUUUAACCAGAGGAUAUCGUAGGCCUUAAUUUUUUUCUUAUAAUUCUAGUCAAAGGAUAUCUUUUGACAUUUGGAAAGUCUCUCAACACGGUAAUGGUAAAAAAAAAAGAGAAGAAAAAACUCAGAUUUCUGGGUUCGUUUUAUUUCAUGACAAAGCUCCAAAUUCAUCAUCUUUCUUGUCUGUUUUCUCGUAUAACGCUCAACAUUGCCGAUUUUAGCAGUACUCUGGAGGCUUGUACAUAAGGAGCUGGUAGAGGUCUGGUUCAUUUUAGUGUUUUCUGUGGCUCAAUGGCAGAGCAUCAGAGCGCCGAAUCCAGGAUCGAUUCCUUAUUGGGAUUUCAGAAGUUCUUGGAGACUAGAGGAAAAAAUUCAAACACUGCAAACUGAAACAAAUUCAACCAGUUCUACAAAAUUUUACUACAAGUAGAAACUUAAGGACGUUUUCUCUUUUACAAUGAAUGAGUUUCAUUUCCCUUUUCAUUGUGUAGCUUUUUACAUGUCUUUUUAUGUAUUAUUAAUUAAUUUCUGUAUUAUAUCCAAUAUAAUUUAAUUAAGUUAAAUUUUAUUUAGUUAAAUAAGAAAUUGACCUGCCUUGAUUAGCAUCUGCUAUUUGCGGGUCAAAAGAAUAUUUCGUAUGUUAAAUAUGAAAAAAUAAUUAGAGUGUGAAGUUUGUGAAGUGAACAUCUUUCAUGGAACAAAACUCUGUUUUAAACUUCUCUUUUUGAUUUUCAACUACCUUCUUCGUAGUGUGAGGGCAGAAAAAAACGUUUUCGACUACAAUGAAAAGGGUUCAUAUUUUCAACAGAUCGUCCGUUAUGGAAAACAUGGUCAUUACCACGCCCACUUUGACUCGGAGACAGACAAAAGAACUGACAAACGGUGCUGCCAACUUUAUGAAGAUGUGGUGCAAGCCUUUAAUAAAGAUGAAGGCUGUAGGCUCUGUAGGUGAGCGUAUGCAAAAGUUCAGUUAAAUGGUGAUGACUAAUAAUCAAAUCGUCUUUUUUGCGUUUUCUUAGUCAGCUUUGCUUUGAUUAGUGAUAAUAACAAUUUUUUAAAAAAUAUUGCGCGCAAACUUAACUGAGCCAACUACUUUAAUUUCACUUCUAAGAACGGGACAUCAUCGAGAACUUUGUGUUACAUAAUUAGAUAAAACCACAUUUUAGCAGCGACAUUUCAGAUGGAAUUACAUCAUGUUCAAACAAAAUUGAUACUUUAUAAGGUCAGUUGUCACCUUUCAUCAAUCCGCUUUUUGUUUGUUCUUGUUUCCUUGAUCAGAUAUGUAACAAUCCUGUUUUAUCUCAACGAUGUCGAGGAAGGAGGAGAAACCGCUUUCCCUAUGGCCGACAAUGUCACCCUUAGCAUGGAGGUAAGAUUCUCGCGGGGCGUCAGCCUUUUAGAGUGAAAUGCGAUAAACAUACAAAUUCCCCCGCGACAACAUUCUAGUGGCCAUAAAUCAAUAAAAAAACACAUCAAUUAAAGGUUGUUAUCUUUAAAGAGCAUCAAAGAAGUUGCAAAGUCAGUCACUCCUACAGAAAACAAUAAUUUUCAGGGCUACCAUUAGAUGUACGAUCCGAUUACGCAAUCAACUACGAAGGAGUAACAUGAGUUUUGUUUUCAAUUCUAUUUAGUAUCUGACUUCAAGUCGUGGUGAUUUGGACUACUUCAAUCUUAGCCAUAACUGCCACCAAGGUCUGGCGAUCAGUCCACGAAAAGGAACAGCUAUCAUGUGGUACAAUCACUUACGAGACGAUGAGAGCGGCUGGAUGGGAGCAAGAGAUGAUUUUAGUUUGCACGGAGGUUGUGGCAUAAAAAGGGGAGAGAAAUGGAUCGCUAAUCUAUGGAUAACUGCACCUUACAAAGAUGGAGCUCACAUUCCUAGUUCCUGGCUCAGAAAGUUUGAUGUUAUAUAGAGUUGUAAACGUUAUCAGCAGCGAGACUGACUCC